Silurus meridionalis is the source of this 2486-nucleotide messenger RNA. Its product is annotated as zinc finger protein 2-like. The record is from RefSeq and is a predicted model, not a curated record. Bases 488 to 2422 code for a protein of 644 amino acids. NCBI's taxonomy places the organism in Eukaryota, Metazoa, Chordata, Actinopteri, Siluriformes, Siluridae. Gene Ontology annotation, cellular component: nucleus. The transcript has 3 exons.
AAAGCAAAACGUGUCUACUUUUAUUUUUCUUUUGAAUAAUCAAAGAUACAAUAUAUAUUCUUAGUUGUAUAAUUUUACUACACAAUUCCAGUUCUUUCCCAGUUUGGAUGUCUUCACUACUGGUGUAAAAUGUUAUGAAUGAUCAAAACUAAGAAAAAACACUGAAGGAGAAGUCCAAACUUUUGACUGGUACUCUACAUGAUAUUGGAGUGUAUUAAGAUGGGGGGAGUAUCGUUUGGUUUUAUAUGCAAAGAUCUGGCAACCACGUUUGAGUGUCCGUACUUCCGUCGUGUGGUUCGUCCUGGUAUAAAGCAACGCAGUCCUCGUCUUUGGCUAAAAGUGUGCAGUAAUAAAAUCCCAGCGAUUCCAUUUCGGCAGGAGUGAAAAAAGAGGAGCCUUAAAGGAAACUUCUCUGGUUUUUUUUUUUAAGAGGGACUCGGUUGUGCGUGUGCGCGCGCGCGCGGUGUGUGUGCUUUAUGUAAAUGAGAUGGACAACAUGUCCAGCGGCGUCGCGCUCCAAAAGCAAAUCGCGUCGAUCAUGGACGAGCUCGCCAAAGCCGCGGUGGCCGAGAUAAGCAAGGUGGUGGACGACGGCGUGGUCCUGCUGCGCCUGGAGAUCUGCGAGCGCGAGCACGAGAUCGACUCGCUGAAACGGAAUCUGCAGCUGGUGUCCGAGGAGCUGCGCGAGACGCGGCGCGCGCUCGUCCGCCAGCGUGCGGGUGGCGCGUGCCCCGGACAGCCGCUCCAAGGUGUCACAGAAAACAAUCAAAUCGGCGAAGAAAGGCCUGGGAUCGACGAGGCAGACAGGCCGAGUGACGGCGCGUCGGCUUCCAGAGUGGUCGUGAAGCUCGAAAGCAUAGAUGAUGAUCAGUCUGUGGAAAAUGGGAAGGAUUGCACGAGAACAGAACCUGAGCUACACUCCAGUUCUGCUGAUGAUGACCAGGUGUGGUCGUUGGAGAACAACGAAGAGAUGCAGGAUGCUUAUUUCAGUUCUAGACACGAUCAGUCUCGGAAGUCUGAGCAUCGUUCAAGGAGUUACGAGUCGCUUGGGGGUAGAGCGGAGACGCAGGGCCUGAGUGGGGAAGAGGAGCUCUCUGCGGACAGCCUGCACGCGUCUACAGACGAAUUUCUGAGAGCGCAGCCGUGCUCUCACUCUCACGACGCACUCGUGCGACCACCUGCUGAUUGUCAGGAGGAUUUCGGGACCUUUGCAACGUGCGUCACUUCCAGAGGGAGACCGUUGUUUGGGGCGGUCCUGAAAAAGAGACGAUACGUCUGCGCCUUCUGCACCAAGAGCUUCGACCGACUCAGUCAUCUUGAUAGACAUCAGCGCAUACACACGGGAGAAAAACCCUUCAGCUGCAUGUUAUGCGGCCGCUGCUUCACCCAGAAAAGCAGCUUAAAAAGCCAUCUGAAGACCCACCGAGGAUUCACUGCCGAUUUAGACACAGCAUCUUUGUUGCAGAGUGAAAACAAUCUGUUCAGUGAUGAAUGGAACAUGGCGACUCACUGUGAAGAGCAGAGCGCAUCCAACUUGGACCAAAAAGCAGAAGAACCGAAUUCACACCUGUCCUACCUGAGCCACGAAGCAGCUCACUUCACAAACACAGAUGAAGAGACCAUUCAGCAAGCGUUUGAAGAUCAGAAGAUAAGAUCCUUUCCCUCAGGAGAUAAACAGACGCCAGCAGAUCUACCUGAGCUCUUUGAGAGGAACGAGCCUGAAAUGGAGGAAGAGGAAAAUCCCAAGAUAUCCGAUUGUCACUCUGGAUCUGACAGUGCCAUGGACGAGGAGGACGCUCAGGCACACUCAUUGAACGUGGCAAGUUAUGAGAUGGACUCGAAGGAGUCCGAGUGCGUCAACGCAACCGAGCAAACCUCAGCUCAUAACCAACUCCGGUUAGAAUCUGCCUCCACAGUCCUACACACGUGGGGGGUCUCGGAAGUUAAAAGUGUUGCUGUGAACCAAAUUCAUGUGAAGAAGGAGGAAGAGGAUGGGUCCCGCUCGGACAAAGAGGAGUCCAAUCCGAAUCCCGAGGCGCCCUAUGAUCUGAACCAGACAGUGUCACUAUUGAAGCAGAACCCGACCACAGAUUCGCUAAGGACCACAGAGACUGCACCGGUACCUGAUUUUACACCCGACACAUUACCUCGGAAGCGGUGUAUGCUGAAUGGACGCGAGCGGCGCUUCCUGUGCGUUCUCUGUGGUAAGAGUUUCGACCGCCUGAGCCACCUGGACCGUCAUCAGCGCGUGCAUACUGGUGAGAAACCCUACAGUUGUGGGAUAUGUGGCAGGUGCUUUACACAGAAAAGCAGCCUGAAGAGUCAUAUGCGAACUCACACUGGCGAACGCAGCUUCAGGUGCACUCGGUGUGGCAUGAGCUUCCCCACACGGGCCAUUCGCUACCGGCACCACUGUAACUAAACCACAACCUGCGUCUUACAGCUUAUCGUUGUAAAACGCUUUUAAUAAAGACUCCUCAAACUCA